AGUGCGUAUCUCUGCCAAAGGUGCCAAGUUCAAACAGCGUUUGUAUGGGGCGAACCGGUGGAAUUUCUUACAGCAGGUCCUGUGCCCACUUUCCUCCCGCAGACGUCGAUCUCUGAAGUUAAACGCAAGGCCGACGCUCUGCGUAUCUCUUGCAUCGGCCAAACGUGUGGCCGUAGACAACGGGGGCGACAGCAUGAUGUAUCAUCGUUCAGUCGGCUAGAGAUCAUUAGACAUUUCGCGCUCCACUAAGCACUCCAACUCAACCCCCACCUCCCUAAACGACCAUGUCAGCCAAGGCAGCUCGCUCCAGCAUGGGCCUCUUCAAGCUCUGGACCACGGACAGCGGCACCUUUCCCGUCGUCAUCAUCUGCAGCUUCGCCGCGGUAGCCGCCGGUGCCUCGGCCAGCCGCUACUUGCUGCACAACCCAGACGUGUGCUUCGACAAGAGCAAACGCAACAGCUCCAUGCACUACCAGAGCGAUGAUGGCGCCGAUUGGCGCGCGCGUCGCUUCCGGUUCGCCAACCUGCACCGCAACGCCAUCAACCAGUCUCGCCAGUUCGAUCCUGCCUUCGCCAAGGAGGAGAACAAGGGUGUUUCCAGAUAAAUGGCUUUGAUCGUGAGGCCCGAUUGAGCACAGUGUGGGCCUGAUCAUAUACCAGGGAGCAUACUUGCACUUGCUUCUGUAAUGAAAAAAAUAUAUUAUUGCUGUCAACUUCAUUCAUUAUGAACACGUUGCAGCUUUGUGUGCUGUU
Molecule: messenger RNA, 753 nt
Organism: Phytophthora nicotianae INRA-310
Lineage: Eukaryota; Oomycota; Peronosporomycetes; Peronosporales; Peronosporaceae
Exons: 1
Coding region: 285-605 (106 amino acids)
Source: RefSeq, a predicted model, not a curated record